Molecule: messenger RNA, 1614 nt
Organism: Dendrobium catenatum
Lineage: Eukaryota; Viridiplantae; Streptophyta; Magnoliopsida; Asparagales; Orchidaceae
Product: ribonuclease 3-like protein 2
Exons: 4
Coding region: 176-1417 (413 amino acids)
Biological process (GO): siRNA processing
Cellular component (GO): nucleus; cytoplasm
Molecular function (GO): RNA binding; ribonuclease III activity
Source: RefSeq, a predicted model, not a curated record
GAAAGGAUUGACCGUUUGUGUGCAAAUUAAAGGCAGAAUUAAAAGCGAGCGUCGCCUUUUCAUCGGCCAUCGUUCUUUAAGUCCUGAGUUGCCCGGCCCUUCGCUUCAACUCCAGUCUCCUUCAGGAGCGAGAAUCGCAAGAGAUCGGGAUCGUGAGAGGAGAACAAAGCCUGCUAUGGAGGAGAUCUUCCUUAGCAUCGCAUCGAUGCGGUCUACAGCCGCGCUUCGUUUCUCUUCGGCGGCGUCGCCGGUAGAGGUCACGCCCUCCUGGGUUCCUUCCCCGCCGUUGACUCCUGCACCGGACGAGACGUCCCCCGUAGACGAGGAGAUGAAGGACGCAUUGGAUCAAGUGCAAUGCAUUAUUGGCUACUCAUUCAAUGAUUUGUCUCUUCUCGAGGAGGCCCUAACCCACUCCUCCUACCCCUUUCGCGCUUCUUACCAGCGGCUUGAGUUCGUCGGUGAUGCCGUGCUUAACCUUGCAUUCACUAAUUUCGUCUAUUUAACGAACCCUUCAGUCGGUCCGGGCUCUCUCUCGGUCCUCCGUGCCGCAAAUAUCUCCACGGAAAAACUUGCUCGCGUCGCCAUUCGUCAUGAUUUUUACCGCUAUCUCCGUAGACACUCUCCCAUACUUGAUUCAAUGGUGCAGGAAUUCACUGAAGCAGUUAGCAAAGAAAGAGAGGAGGACUAUACCGGCAUUUCUUACGGGGGGAGCACGGUAAAAGCUCCAAAGGUUUUGGCGGAUAUUGUAGAAGCUAUUGCUGCCGCCAUCUACGUAGAUUGUAGCUUCAAUCUAGUUGCGUUCUGGAAGGUUUUUAGGGGAAUUUUAGAGCCAAUCAUUACUGUGGAAACUCCAAACCAGCAGCCCGUGUCACACAUCUAUGAACUAUGUCAAAAGCAAGGAAUGAGUAUCGAGUUUAAGAAUUGGAAGAAAGAUAAUAUGAACAUAACUAAUGUUUACGUUGAUGGGGAGCUUCUUGGUGUUGGGUCCUCUGAGCAGAAGCCUAUUGCAAAGCUCAAUGCUGCUAGAGAUGCACUGCAGAAGAUGUGCCAUGAUGAGGUUGACCGCAUGGAAAUUAUAAAGUGUUCUUCACAGACCAGUAAAACAUGUGAAGAUGUGGUUAUGUCUAGACAGAUAAAUGGUGGGCUUGUCACGAACAAGGCUAAUGCAAAUGGAGGAGAGGAAGUAGAUGGUUCGAAGCAGAGGCUUCAUGAACUAUGCUCAAAGAAGCGUUGGCAAAAGCCAAUUUAUAGUCUUGAAGAAAAGGAAGGACCGGCUCAUGAUACAAAAUUCUUAUGCUCAGUUAAAGUUUUCUGUAAUAAUGAAGCAUAUUUUGCUUUUGGAGACCUCAAAUCUAGGUUGAGGGAAGCUGAGAAUUCAGCAGCGUACAAAUUACUUUGCCAACUUCCUACAUAUUAACAAUUAGGUCUCAUCCCUUUGAUUCCAGCGCAAGUUUAAACAUUUUAGGCUACAUUUUCUCUAUUAGCAUCUCUUGCCCAUGCCAUUUGGAAUUCUCUCAAUCUGCCAUAUUCCAAUUUGUAAUAGCUUAAUAGAAGCUUUUAUCUUUUUACUGUAUAUAGUCAUUUAUCAUGUUAUCAGUUCUUGAAAUGUGCCAA